Messenger RNA from Xenopus laevis (African clawed frog), 2298 nucleotides. It is a transcript of the gene ube2ql1.S, whose product is annotated as ubiquitin conjugating enzyme E2Q family-like 1 S homeolog. The record is from RefSeq and is a predicted model, not a curated record. NCBI's taxonomy places the organism in Eukaryota, Metazoa, Chordata, Amphibia, Anura, Pipidae. The transcript has 2 exons. The coding region runs from base 626 to 1597 and encodes 323 amino acids. Gene Ontology annotation, molecular function: ubiquitin conjugating enzyme activity; ligase activity.
UGUCUGCUUUGCCUGCUGCUUCCAUGUGAGCUGCAGUGUUCCUUCCCUCCUCCCCUCCCUGUACAGCAGCCCUCCCCCCUCUUUUGUGAGGUCUGCAGAUAAGAGACAGAAGGGAUAGGGCUGGCAGGCGAUCAGUACUAUUUCAUUGCACCAGGAGGAGGUGAAAACAGAGAAGAGUGGAAAAAAAGAGAGACCAGGGCACUGCAGAAAAGGAGGAGAGAGAGGAAGAGCCGUGCUGCCAUACUGUGUGUUUGAUAGAGGGAACCGGUAAAGAUGCCACUACUGAUGAUCACAAAAAAGAAAAGGGAGUCAGGUUUGUAGGAGGCUGAAUGGAGAUUAAUCCACUGAGAAGCAGCCAAGAAAGGCAACCUUGCUGUCACACUUUCUCCAGUAUUCCUGAGCUGCCCAGUUCCAGGCUACAAUUUGAUUUAUGCCGUGUAUAAACAGGGAAAUUGUUAUGGAUUAUCUGACUGGUACUGCAAUGCCAGGUGCUAUCUAAGUUGAGUAAAGCGCAUUGGCCAGGCUCACAUACAGCACUGUUAGCCUGCUGUGCAUUGAUCUCCCCUUCUUCAUUGCCCUGCGACACUGAGAAAGGAGGCACGUUGGUAUCAAAAGACCCUAUAAAAUGGCUACUCUGCUGCGGAAAAUAGGACUGAUUCGGCUUCAUGAUAGGGACACGGAAGACCCUAAGCAUCAUCAUCAUCAUCGCAGCCAGCAAGGGUCGCUGAAGGGUAGCAAAGGAAAGCACAACAGCAACAAGCAACAGCAGCAGCAAGGAGGCUCAGCAGGAGGAGGUGGUGGGAGCAGUGGGGGAGGUAGUAGCGGCUGCUGCAGCAAUAACACCACAACUACUGAUGGCAUCCUUGGCCAGCCUGAGAUCAAGGGCAAAAGGGCUGAGCAGGGCCACAAGGACAAGCACUGUACUGCAGGGGGUAAGGAAAAGAAUAGUGCUAGAGAGACCAGUACCCCAACCAUCACCAAUGAGUCCAAACAGCAAGGAGGUGUUGCAGGAAAUGGAGGAGUAGGUGGGAAGCAAAGUGGGGGCUCUUCCUUGCAACCCCUGGUGCCUCCAAAUCGGCAGCAUUGUACUCAGGUGAGGAGCAGAAGACUGAUGAAAGAGCUGCAAGACAUCCGCAAGCUGAGUGAUCACUUUAUCUCUGUGGAGCUGGUGGAUGACAGCCUGUUCGAUUGGAAUGUCAAACUGCACCAGGUGGACAAGGACUCCACCCUCUGGCAGGACAUGAAGGAGACCAACACAGAGUACAUCUUGCUCAACCUGACAUUCCCAGACAACUUCCCCUUCUCGCCUCCCUUUAUGCGGGUGCUUAGUCCCAGGCUUGAGAAUGGCUAUGUGCUGGAUGGUGGGGCAAUCUGCAUGGAGCUGCUCACCCCCAGAGGAUGGUCCAGUGCCUACACGGUGGAAGCAGUGAUGAGACAAUUUGCUGCAAGCCUUGUCAAGGGACAGGGACGCAUCUGCAGAAAAGCUGGCAAAUCCAAAAAAGCCUUUAGCCGCAAAGAGGCAGAAGCAACAUUCAAAAGUUUGGUGAAGACCCAUGAAAAGUAUGGCUGGGUAACCCCACCUGUGUCUGAUGGCUGAUGGAUAAAAAGCUUAAGAGAAGAUAGACUUUUAGGAAGGGAAAAGAAAACAACCUCACCGAGAAAAUGAAUAUAUUUAAAAUGAAAUCACUAUGCCAUCUUCUCAGUGCUGUAUAUCAUCCAUCCAUCCGUCCUUUUCUACUUCAGCUUCAGUUUGAGAAUGUGACUGACAGGAAAACUUAAUUUAUUUAUGUUCAGAUGUGUUUACACUGGAAUUUAUGAAAGGAAUGUAGAACGUGGAAAAAAGGUCGCGCUACAAUCAUGUUUCCAGACUUAUGAGCGAUCCUCUUCAGAUCACUGUAGUGUGGAGAUUGAGAUUGCUUCAUUUGUCCAUUCUAGACGCAUGAUUUUUUGGCUUCUUUCCAUGACAGCAGUUCCAAAAGGCAGCAGUGGAAAUUCCAUCUGUGGUUGCUCGGUUUAUUUAAAUGUAAAUGAAGCCGUUAAUAUUUAAUAGGCAAGCAGUGCAUUGCAGGUACAUGUUUGCUGUGCUGUUUAUCUUUGUCUUUUUUCCUGCCAGGUCAACACAAUUUUGAAGAUUUGUCUUUAUGUGGAGCUGUGGUCCGCUGUGACUCAAAAUUUAGACCUCAUUUGUGUUCAAUGUGAUCUGUGUUGGAUAACUGACGAAAUAAAACAGUGGAAAAAAAAUAAAAAAGAGUUAUAGUGUGGAGCUAUUGUAAAAUAAAAAUCACUUGAAACAUUCAA